Molecule: messenger RNA, 2421 nt
Organism: Trifolium pratense (red clover)
Lineage: Eukaryota; Viridiplantae; Streptophyta; Magnoliopsida; Fabales; Fabaceae
Exons: 8
Coding region: 80-2212 (710 amino acids)
Molecular function (GO): protein binding
Source: RefSeq, a predicted model, not a curated record
ACAAAACUACCUACCCACACCUAUCUCUCAUUGAUCCUUAUUCUUCUUAUUUUCAUUCUACGUUUUUCAAACUUACUAAAUGUCUCAUUUUUCUCCCAAUCAUUUUGAAGGCAUGCCUUAUUUUUCUCCCGAUAAUAUUCCCGAUGAUAUUGAAGUUGAGCAUUUCAAGUGGUUUGUAAUGAGAGACUAUUGGGAUGAUGUUGUUACAUAUUACAAAGGAAACAAAUUUUAUCACAAGGUAAAAGUGAAGGGAAGAGGAACUGCAAUACAUGUAGCAGUAAGCAAUGGUGAGAAAGUGGCUGUGAAAAAGCUUGUAAGUGUAAUAGUGGAUAUGUGGAAUAAUAAUGAUGAAAUUCAUCCAUUAAGAGAGUUGGAUGAUGAUGAAAGUCGUGCUACACCUCUUCACCUUGCAGCAUAUAGAGGAUUCACAAGUAUGUGUGAAUGUAUAAUUGGAAAAAAUGGUGAAAGAAAGCAUUUGGUGUAUGAAGAAAAUGAUAAUGAGGAAACACCACUUUUUUGGGCUGUGCUAGGACACAGAAAAAGAACUUUUGUUUACCUAUAUCAAUUUGCACAACAAAAUGUCAAUAUUGUUAAGGAUAAAUAUGACACUACCAUCCUUCAUGUUGCCAUUAGGAGAGAAAUGUUCGUUUUGGCAUGUAUAAUAAUGCAUUGCUAUGCUAGUUCAAGUAUUAGCUCUAUGAAGGACAAAAAUGGUGUUACUCCUCUUGACGUACUUGCCACUAAGACAUCAACCUUCAAGAGUGGAAAUCAGCUAUCAUGGUGGAAGGAAAUUUUGUGCUACUGUUAUCCUUUAAAACUCACGAACGGAAAAACUAUAUUGAAUUCGAUUCAGAAUUCGAUUCAGAAGAUUGUAGUACGCAGAGAUAAAGAUGAUCAAAAUGGUGAUACAUCAAUACAAUUAAACUAUGACGAAGAAUUAGACAAAGAAGACAAAAUACGUUUAUGUAACUGUUACCGGUCUGUAUUCAGAUGGCCUAUUUUGUCACUAUUGGAAAUAGAGAAAAUAGAGAAUAUUAAGAAGAAGCGCUUCUUUGGUGCUCAACUCUUGGAAGAUUUAACACAAAAUCUUGACUACUCGUCCUACAUGGGUGGUGGGGGUAAAGUAGUAUUUAACGAAGAACAUGAGCAAGAAAUAGCAAAUAUAAUGAAGGGGUAUUUACAAAAUACCACAGAGCAAAGUGGCCCAUCUGAAAUUAAGGAAGAGAAUAAUGAAAGAAAAUUAUUAGCAGAGAAAAUUGGCAUAAAGGACACAACAUAUUUGGUUGCAGCAAAACAUGGCAUAGUGGAAAUUACGAGUAAACUUGUAUCUAAAAUGAAAAGUGUGAUCCAUGAGAGAAACUCUAACAAAGAAAAUGUUUUGCUUGUGGCAGUGAAGUAUAGGCAACCACAAAUUGUUGAGGAGUUGAGGAAGAGUUCAUCCAUAGACAAGAAUGUUUUUAAAAGCCUAUGUCAACAAGUUGAUAACAAUGGAAAUACCAUGUUACACUUGGCAUCAUAUACACUCAACAAAGAAACUACUUGGAGGAUAUCUGGUCCUGCCAUGCAAAUGAUGUGGGAUAUCAAGUGGUAUAAGUACAUCCAAAGAAUAGUACCAGGGCAUUUCAAAUAUAGAAUCAACACAAACAACAAAACCCCAGGUGAAAUAUUUAAGGAAGCGCAUGAAGUCCUUCUAGAAAAAAGCACUGAGUGGUUGAAAGAAACAGCAGAGUCAUGCUCAGUUGUAGCAGCACUAAUUGCAGGUCUCUCCUUUGCGACAUCAGGUAGUGUCCCUGGAGGAAAUGAUCAGAACACGGGAAAACCGACAUUGGAAGGACAACCUGCAUUUGAAGGAUUCGCUAUAUCUUCGUUAAUCGGACUUUACUUCUCUGGCACUGCACUCAUCAUGUUUCUUUCGAUUCUCACUUCUCGAAAACAAAUCGAAGACUUUAGUAUAAACUUGCCAACCAAGCUUCUUGCAGGCUUAACUUCUCUCUUCGUAUCGAUUGUUGCCAUGUUUAUUUCUUUCUGUGCUGGACAUUUCUUUGUGCUCACAGAUAAAUAUGGUAAACAUGAUAUCUUGUUCUAUUUAUAUAUUGUCUUUAGCUUUCCUGUCAUAUUCUAUGCAGCGGUGCAACUUCCGUUAUAUAUUGAUCUUGUUAAAGUUAUUUGGAAGAAAGUGCCACCAUCAAGUGUUAAGGGUGUUCAUUUGUAGUGUUAUUUGCUCUAUUGUAUUAAUUGCUUUGUGGAUCGAAAAUUAUGAGUUUGGUUUGUACUUUUUUUUACUCUUAGUUUGGUUUCUAAUUGAAUAAUGUCUCUUGUGUGUUUAAUAUGUUUGGAGUACUAUAUGAAUCUAUUGUGGGAUUUGACUCCGUUUGUAUCAUAUUAUUAUAAGUUGUGAUAAAGAUGAUAUGAAUUUUCGCA